Molecule: messenger RNA, 2245 nt
Organism: Symbiodinium sp. CCMP2456
Lineage: Eukaryota; Dinophyceae; Suessiales; Symbiodiniaceae
Source: the annotation of a GenBank genome assembly
AUGUCAGUCUGGCUUACUGUCGGAUACGCUUUGACCCGGACGGCUGGGGCCGUUGACGGCCCCCUGCUUGCGGAUGACAUGCCUGACUGGUACCUCGACCUGGCGGCUGAUGCUAUGCAACUUGUGAGGCGCGGGGCUGACUACAGCGACAUGAUCACCCAGCUGAGGGGAGGGCUCGCCGGGACCUUCUCGCAAGAGGCCCAGGAUGGAGUUUCGCCUUACGUACAGGGCCUGGCACGGGACCUGAGUGACGAGGGCGACAUGUACUGGGAUCCGCAGGAGGAGGAACAACAGCUGCGAGAGGCAGCUCAACAGUGGGUCGUUCAGGCCCUGAACGAGCUGCGUACCUUUUGGGGCGAUCGGCAGCGCACAGGCCGCCAGCGCAGAGACGACAGAUCCAGAAGCCGAACACGCCAGGGAGACUGUGAGGAGGGAGAGGACGCUGCGGCCUUCAUGGAGACGAGGAGGGAGCGCAGUCGUGCUAGAGAUGACUCCCGGCCGCCCACAAGAGCGAGAGCAGAUGACCGAGGGCGAGGAGAAAGGCUCUCGGGGGUUAACCCCAGAUGGCUUCAUCGAGGUCGUGACCGUGACCCAGGGACACGUCAUGGUACUGCCACGGAACGCCCAGAGCCGGCCAGAAGAUCGCGCACCUGUGUUACCGAGGAAGUGCGGAGGCUGGUGCCAAGGGCUGGGGGCGGAACACACGCCAGCGAGGCUGCGGCAUCGAGUGCGCCUUCGAAUACCUCCUCUAGACCGAUGCCGCCGGAGCGACUGGAAGAGGCGCAAGGAGUUGAUGCAUGGCGGUUUCUGCUGGGCAUUGACGUGGAGAACUUCGAGGCUGGGCAUGAUGUGGUUGCGGCGGGACGCCCGCUGCUACCGGACUUCUCGAGCGCCAUGAUUCGUGAAACGGUGGCGCAGUACGAUGCGCACGACCGGGCGGUGAUGACGGUGGCGUUCAUGCGGUUCCUCAGAAUGCUGAUGGCUGAAGUCAUGGUUGCCUUCGAACGAGGCUUGCAAGUCGGGGCUGCGAGUGAUCGCAACGAAGUCCUGGUGGAUGUUCUGCUGGAGGAUGAGGCCAGUGGAGAUGAGACUGGCCUCAUGCAGCUCGGCAAGCCGGUACAGACUGAGGACGCUGACGAGGUCAACCUGAUGCAGAGGGAGAUGGCGAACCGAGCGGAGAGAUGGAGUCGAGCCUUGAUUCGUCUGCAGAAGGAGUUGAUAUCUCAGACGCCGGCCAAGCAGCGCAGUCACGUGCACCAGUUGCGCGCCAGGCUGUUCAACAGAGUGGACGUCAACAACUGGAGCGAAGAGGAGGACCAGCUUUUCGCACUCCUCACUGCCAUGGACCUGGAGCGGCCGGUGCACCCCGUCGAGCAGGACGAAGAGUGGCUACAAGCCUGGGGGCAGGAGCUCGAGGCGUUCCUCCCGGGCAUGGCGACGGCCAUCCACAUGGGGCCAGGCCCUAUCUCGGUCGAAGGUCACCGGGGACUGACGGAGGAGGAGAUUAACGCCAUGGCUAGGGAUGAAGAGGAAGUCCGAAGGGAAGCCGAGAUGGAGGCGAGAGCCAGGCAGAAGGAGCGAGAGAUGAUCGAGGACGAGGAGAUCCGCAUGCUACAACGCCAGGCGGCCCUGUUCCAAGCCUGGGAAGACUGGGGGCUGCAUGAGGAGUCCAUGCGGGCGAGCCAACGAAGCCGGACGGUGCACACCAAACGCCGGUGUGUCGUCGAUCUGGAAGUGCAGGGAGAAGAGGCUACUGGCUCCCAAGACAGACCUCGCACAUGGCGCAGGGUCAUGACGGUGCCGGAGCAGGGAGCCCUUACCCUGAAACUUCGGGCUGUGAUGGUGGACGAAGUCUCCGAGAGCGACAUGGCAACGGUCAUCGUGGACCCGCCGGCUGUGGAUGAUGGACGGGAGCCGCGUCAGUCAGCGGACGAGCCCCAGGAGGGGCCGCAUGUGGUGGACAACCGCGGAACGGAAGGCCAGGAGCACAUGGAUAUGGACUAUGCGCAGUUCUCGCGCCUCUAUGGGCAGUGGGAGAUGGGCCAGCUGUCGAGCGAGGCGGUCAGGUUGCAGUACGGCCCGGACGUUUUGGAGUUGAUGGAGGCCCAGUACGCAGCUGUGCGGGACCCUGGUGGUGACACAAUGGACAACCUGGGGGUGACAGUGCUCCGGGACGAAGCAACACGCCGUGAAGAUGAUGUUGGUGGAGGGUCGCGUGGGACCCAGAUGAAUCCGGAUGUGGACG